Messenger RNA from Nomia melanderi (Alkali bee), 977 nucleotides. NCBI's taxonomy places the organism in Eukaryota, Metazoa, Arthropoda, Insecta, Hymenoptera, Halictidae. The record is from RefSeq and is a predicted model, not a curated record.
GAAUUGAAGAAGAAAGAGCUCCGUCUACUCAUGAAGUAUUUAAGAAAGAUAUAUGACAGUGCAAAGAAAAAGGAAAAGACUGCUGAUCCGAAGGAUCUGAAGAUGAAGAGCAAAAUGAAGUGGAAAGACAGGAUCUAAAGUAAAGUACACUUAUAAAUGAGAACACAAAUGGCAUAAAAUACGGCCUAGAGAAACCAAGAGCUACACCGGAAAAUGAUAGCUCUAAAAAGAAAGGAACGAAGAGGUUUAGCAAUGGCAAUAGUUUUUUUUCAAUCUGUAAUACUGUGCCCCGAACUUGCUGCUCUUUUUGGUGUGAAGCAAAUGUGCAAAAUCUGCGAAAGGUCCAAAGUAUCAUUACAGAAAGGAACCCUUACGAUCCCAGGAAUAAGCAGUUGUGUAUUUGCAAGUGUAGAAAAUAACAUAGCUUCCAGGUGGAUCGUUGCGGACAUGAAGGAAUUCAACGGUCGAAUGUUUCCAUGUCCGAAUUGCCCGGGCUCUUUCACCAAAAAGAAAGGCCUCAGGGAACAUUUGAUCUACCAAUGCGGCCAACCGCCGAGAUACCAAUGCCCGUAUUGCACGUACUGUACGAGAUUGAUAUCGAACGUGUACAAACACGUGCGCCGAAGGCAUUUCGGCGAAACAGUGUGGUGUAUCGAUCUGAAACGCGAACCGAAGCUAUAAUAUAUAGUCUAUAAUAUACAGGUUAACGACAACAUGUGUACGACCCACUGAUGUUUCGAUCCGUUGACGUUUAAGAGGACCAUCCCAACCAACAUUGAAAUAAACACGAUUUUUUUAAAGAUUUCUGUUUUAUUUUCUUCGAAAGAGAACGGACUCGAGCGUGCAGAGACCCAUCAUCAUACUUGUGUUGUUUCUUUGCGAGUCAUUCGAGUUGGUUUCGAUAUCGGUUUUCUUUCUUUCUUUUUUUUUAAGGACGGGGAGACUUGUGAUAGCUCUUUUGCAAUCGUUUCUUUUGC